AUGUUUGGAUGCGAAAAGUGUGGGUUCGAGCCGGACGGGUGCGAGGCGUGUUUGGGCGGACCGCCGAUUCGGAGCGCGUGCGCGUGGGACGAAGCGCGCGCGAGGGACGUGCCGCCUGUGAAGACGUACAGACCGACGGAGCAGGAGUGGGCGGGCGAUCCUUUGGAGUACAUAAAUUCCAUUCGUCCAGAGGCGGAGAAAUAUGGGGUGUGUAACAUCAUUCCCCCGGCGAGUUGGCAGCCCGAGUUUUGCUUGCCUGGGAAGGAAAAGUUGCGGUUUCGGACGAGAAUACAGGCGUUGAACGAGUUGCAGAAUCGACCCGCGGGGCCGAGCGCGAGGGCGCGAGCGAAGAUGCUCGAAGAAGAGAAGAACGGGGUCAAAUCGACGAAGAAUCAGGGCGUGGCGUCGGGUGGACGCAUGAGCGGCGGACGCAUGGGCGCCUCGGCGCAAGCCGACGCGGACGCCGUAGCGGAAAAGUAUGGCUUCCAACAAGGACAACGACACAAUUUGGCGACUUUGGAGCGAUACUCGAAAUAUUUCAAGCGAAAAUACUUCAGCAAAAAUGGAAAACCGGUGGAGAACGUGACGGUGAAAGAUAUGGAAGGGGAAUUUUGGCGUCUCAUCGAGGACAACAAGGGGCGAAGCGUCGAGGUGAUUUACGGCGCCGACAUCGCCACCAUGGACGUCGGAAGUGGAUUCGCAAAGAAAGGUAGCGCGUCGUGUCCGCCUGGGCAAGAGCGUUACGCUGAAAGUCCGUGGAACGUGUGCAACAUGCCGUACAAUUCAGAAAGCUGUUUGAGUCACGUCGAGGCGACCACGGGCAUCACCGUGCCUUGGUUGUACUUUGGCAUGACGAUGUCCGCGUUUUGCUGGCACGUCGAAGAUCACAACUUUUACAGCGUCAACUAUCACCACUUUGGCGCACCGAAGGUUUGGUAUUCCAUUCCCGCCACGCACUCAAAACAGUUUGAAGAGGUGAUGCGCAAGCGUUUGCCGCAUUUAUUUCAAUCGCAACCAGACUUGCUCCACAGCUUGGUCACCAUCUUGUCCCCGAAAGUGCUGCAAGACGAAGGAAUUCCCGUGUAUCGCGUGGAACAACACCCGCGAAGUUACAUUAUCACUUUCCCGUACGCGUACCACGCUGGGUUCAACACAGGUUUCAAUUGCGCCGAGGCAGUCAACUUUGCACCAAUAGACUGGUUACCCUUUGGCGUCGGCGCCACGGAGCGUUACGUGAGCGAUAAGCGAUAUCAAUCCGUGGCACACGACCAGCUAUUAUCUACUCUCACGGAGAGCGCACAUAAGCACCCGCGGUUCCCUCCGGUUCUUGCCGAGGUAAUGCGAGUGCGAGUCAAGGAAGAAGACGAACGUCGCACCGCGGCAAAGAGAUCCGUCGCGCACGAAGUUCGCAUGAAAAACACCACAGAAGCGCCAGACUUUAACGAACGCGAUUGUACGACAUGUUUGGCCGAUUUGAACUGGUCCUGUGUCACGUGCGCGUGCACGUUCGCGAAGAGUCGCGGUUACGCCUACUGCCUGCGGUGCGUCAAAGCGUGCGAGUGCGAGGCAGAAAAACGCACGCUCUUCUUUAGGAACACGCUCGACGAACUACGCGAAAAGGUUCGCACGCUCGAAAAUCUAGCAAGCAUGUAA
Messenger RNA from Ostreococcus lucimarinus CCE9901, 1653 nucleotides. RefSeq lists its product with no specific name. Gene Ontology annotation, molecular function: histone H3K4me/H3K4me2/H3K4me3 demethylase activity. Gene Ontology annotation, biological process: chromatin remodeling. The transcript has a single exon. NCBI's taxonomy places the organism in Eukaryota, Viridiplantae, Chlorophyta, Mamiellophyceae, Mamiellales, Bathycoccaceae. Gene Ontology annotation, cellular component: nucleus. Bases 1 to 1653 code for a protein of 550 amino acids. The record is from RefSeq and is a predicted model, not a curated record.